AUGGCUUCACAACAGGACCAGCUCCCCCCAGUGGACAUCAAGCCUUUGCUGUCCAAGCUCUGGCCUAUAGACGGUCGAGUUACAGCUGAUGACAUUGCCGAUGCCAUCUCACACUUUUUCACGAACCAGGUGACGGAGGCGCAGAGUGCGUCUCUGCUGAUGGCGCUGCACUUCACGAGGCUCGACUUUGAACCCAAAGUCCUGGCAAGCUGUGCGGCUGCCAUGCAGAAGGCGUGUGCUCAGGUGCCAGUAGAUGAGCUGAAAAAAGUCAUCGAGACAAGGGGGAGAAGGGAGGGCAACUACCAUGGUGGACUCUGUGACAUUGUUGGCACAGGCGGCGAUAGCCACAACACCUUCAACAUCAGCACAACAGCCUCCAUCAUUGCUUCAUCCCUGCUCUUUGUGUCAAAGCACGGCAACAAGGCAAGCACGUCCAAGUCUGGCAGCGCCGAUCUCGUCAACAAGAUGCAGCCUCGCCCACCCGUGAUCACAGCUGUCAAGCCCUCGACCAUGGCGCGAGUGUACUCGGCCACCAACUACGCUUUUCUCUACGCGCCCGUCUUCCACACCGGUAUGCGCUAUGUGGCCCCCAUCAGGAAGCAGCUCCCCUGGAGGACAAUCUUCAACAACGUGGGACCUCUGUCCAACCCCGUCGAAGAUGUCCUCGAAGCCCGCGUGAUCGGUGUAGCGAGGAAGGACCUUGGUCCUGCAUUCGCCGAGGCGCUGCGUAUGGCUGGCUGUCAAAAGGCGCUCAUUGUGUGCGGCGAAGAGGAGCUGGACGAGGUGAGCUGCGCAGGGAGGACACUGUGCUGGAUGCUCCAGGAGAAGACACCGGGCGGCGAGAUCGUGGUGGAGCAUUUCACCAUCCAGCCGAGUGACUUUGGUGUGAGCAAUCACGCCCUGGACCAGGUUUCCUCCGGCAAAGAGCCAGAGGAGAAUGCAGAGAUUCUCCGUCGGAUCUUGAACAACGAGCUUCCCGACAAUGACCCACUCCUAGAGUUCGUGCUGAUCAACGUGGCCGCACUGUUUGUUGCUUCAGGAAUUUGUGAAACAGAUUCGAGCAACAUGGGUGAAGGCGAUGAUGGGAAAGUGAUUCAGGAGCGUGGUCCCGCGGGCCAGCGCUGGAAGGAGGGCGUCAGGAGGGCCCGGUGGGCAUUGAAGAGUGGCGAGGCAUGGAAGCAGUGGACGUCCUUUGUGGAUAUUACGAAUGAAAUUGAGAGUGAGGGCUGA
Molecule: messenger RNA, 1230 nt
Organism: Emericellopsis atlantica
Lineage: Eukaryota; Fungi; Ascomycota; Sordariomycetes; Hypocreales; Bionectriaceae
Product: glycosyl transferase
Exons: 2
Coding region: 1-1230 (409 amino acids)
Biological process (GO): L-tryptophan biosynthetic process
Cellular component (GO): cytosol
Molecular function (GO): anthranilate phosphoribosyltransferase activity
Source: RefSeq, a predicted model, not a curated record